Molecule: messenger RNA, 3372 nt
Organism: Marmota monax (woodchuck)
Lineage: Eukaryota; Metazoa; Chordata; Mammalia; Rodentia; Sciuridae
Gene: Ostm1
Product: osteoclastogenesis associated transmembrane protein 1
Exons: 6
Coding region: 89-1096 (335 amino acids)
Biological process (GO): osteoclast differentiation
Cellular component (GO): cytosol
Source: RefSeq, a predicted model, not a curated record
GCCCGCGGAAGCCGGAAGCGGCGGCUGGGGUUGUGCCGGCGGGGGGCGGAGAAGCAGCGGUGUGCGACCUGAGGCUGGGAACCCAGUGAUGGAUCAGGACCCUACAGUGGUGCGGCGGAGAGCGUCGCUGCUGCGGUGGCUGCUGCUGUUAUUGCCACUGUGGUCGAGGCUGGCCUUGGGCGCGCUUCCUUUCGGCAGCAGUCCGCGCAGGAUCUUGCUCGACCUCCUGUCCGAGCAGCAACUGCUGGAGGUGGAGGACUUGACCAUAUCCCUGCUACGGGGCGGAGGUUUGGGGCCACUGACGUUACCCCCGGAUCUGCCGAAUCUGGAUCCCGAGUGCCAGGAGCUGCUGCUGGACUUCGCCAACAGCAGCGCAGAACUGACCGGGUGUCUAGUGCGCAGCGCCCGGCCCGUGCGCAUCUGCCAGACCUGCCACCUGCUCUUCCAACAGGUCGUCAGCAAGAUGGACAACAUCAGCCGAUCCGUGGGGAAUACUUCAGAGAGUCAGAGUUGUGUCAGAAGUCUUUUAAUGGCAGAUAGAAUGCAAAUAGUUGUGAUUCUCUCUGAGUUUUUUAAUACCACAUGGAAGGAGGCAAAUUGUGCAAAUUGUUUAACAGACAACGGUGAAGAAUUAUCAAACAGCACAAUAUAUUUCCUCAAUCUAUUUAACCUCACCUUGACCUGCUUUGAGCAUAACCUUCAGGAGAGUGCACAUGGUCUUCUACCACCAAAAAAUUACUCAGAAGUGUGUAAAAACUGUCGUGAAGCAUACAAAACUCUGAGCAGUCUGUACAGUGAAAUGCAAAAAAUGAAUGAGCUUGAUAAUAAGGCUGAACUUCCUGAAACACAUUUAUGUAUCGAUGUGGAAGAUGCAAUGAAUAUUACUCGAAAACUUUGGAGUCGAACUUUCAACUGCUCAAUCUCUUGCAGUGACACAGUGCCUGUUAUUGCUGUUUCUGUGUUCAUCCUCUUUCUACCUGUUGUUUUCUACCUUAGUAGCUUUCUUCACUCGGAGCAAAAGAAACGCAAACUCAUUCUGCCCAAACGUCUCAAGUCCAGUACCAGUAGUGCAAACAUUCAAGAAAAUUCAAACUGAAACCAACAAGAUGAAGACUUGACAUCUUAUCACACGAAUGAUAAAACUUAUCUUGGUGGAAGAUAAAACUUGAUUGAAAAGAAGAAGAACUGUCAGGUUCUUAAGAAAUGCAAGGACUUUAGAUUUAUUUUUAAAUAAGAAUUUUCAAAUUUUUUUCCUUUUCACCCCUUUUUAAAAUUGGAUAUUUUUAAUUUUUAAGCAUAGCAGUGUUGUCUAUUUUAAAGUAUAUUUGUUACAAUAACAAAAGAUGCAAGAACAAUCUUUGUUUUAUUUUGUAGGCAUGUUAUUACUAUUUGAGACUUCUGGUAUCUCCCUAUGAACAUAAGUACCUCAAGUAAAAAAGUUUUUGAAGACAAACAUUUAAAAUUAAUCACUUAUAGCAAAAACUUAAAAAAAAGAAAUAUACUUGCCAAAAGAUAGCAAGUGCAGAAGUUAAUUUAAAUUAUUCUCCGUUGCAGUAUUAUUAUUAUUAUUUUUAUUAUUUUGAGACAGGAUCUCAUUAAGUUUCCCAGGCUGGCCUUGAAGGCAAGAUCUUCCUGCCUCAGUUUCCCCAGUAAUUGAGAUUACAGAUGUGUGCCACUACGCAUGCCCCUCCCCCUGACAUUGUAGUAUUAUUGUUACAGAUAUAUUUAAUAUGUCAUAUAUGACAAUAAUACAUAAUUCAAACUCUGAUUUCCCUAAAAUCAUUUUUGAAACCACUAAUUAUAGCCCUUCCUAACAAUUUUUCAAAGUGGUAAACCACAUAACAUUUAUCUUUGUAAGAAGAUUUAUGGUAACUGGUUUCUUACUUGACUUUUAUAAAUAGUAUUUUACAUCUUGUUUUUGCUUUUAUUUCAUAAGUAAUUUGAAUUCACUGGACUGCUUUAUUAUAUUCAGGGCACGAUGGAUUUUUUUAUACCAGGGAUUUGCAUUAUGAAUUACAUUAAGUUAUUUGGCAAUUUAUAAUUUAUUAAAACUUUAAAUCAAAUGUAGUAUUAUCACAUUGUAUUUAAAUUGUGAGUUUUUUUUUUAAUGUAAAUUUUCUCUUGAGAUAUAUAGGAAUUUUUGGAGGGAGAGAAAGGAGGAAUACAAAACUUCAGGCUGAGAAAACAGACCUGAGGGGAUGCUCAUUGUAAGACUAUUGAAUGGUACAUAUUGGAGACAUGAAUCAGAUGAUAGUCUCACACAGGAAGCAGUUAGAUUAAGAUGAUGUUUAGUUUUUGUCCUAAAGUGUGUAAAUCAGGUAAAAAUGAUAUGACUAAAAUGAAGUAACUUUUCACUCUCAGAAAACGAAUUCUGUUUUGGAAUAUUUGUAUCAGCCUUUAAAAAAAUAUUUAAUUUUAGAAUUGUUUAUGAUUUUAUUUCUCAGGAUUGUAGGAUUGAAAAUUUCAUUUAUUAAUUCCUUCUUGCUUUCUUUAUGAAAAUAGGCUUUUUUUAAAAAAAAAAUGUUGAGAAUAUGAAGGCUCCUAUGUAUAAGCAGAGUUCAGCUAAAUAGUAAGAGGGUUUAAACUCUUUAUACACUAAAAAAAUGCUCCAUAGAGAAUUAAGAGAGUGUUUUAAUAGUUUUUUUUUUUUUUUAAGUGUUUACCACAUACGCAGAGUGAAGAGAAGGCUAAUCCUGGGAUGUCUGACGUAUCCAAAAGCUGUUACCAUUUUUCGUGGUCUACUGUGAUCUAUUUAAACUAUGCUGCAGUUCAUUCUGCUGUUACUAUUCCCACUGCUGGUACAAAUAAAGCUGUCUUGAUUUGAAGCAUGUGUUUGAGGGCCAUUGAAAGCAAUCUUCAUUAAUGCAGAUGAAACCAGUUUACUAUGUUCAAAGUUAGAAAAAUGACAUAUUUGAGUAUAUACAUAGUGACUUUGUGAGCACCUUUCAAUAUUAUAUGUUGGAAAAACCAUUGCUUUGGGAUAUAAAGCUAAUAAGCACUUUAAAAAAGAAAAGACAGCCUUUAAUAUUUUUAUGGUGGGGUCAUUGCUCUUUAGAAAUUGCAUCAGCCUUAGUAGAUUUUAAAAAAUAAAAAUUAAGUGCUACACUAAAGGGGGUAUUUCAUUCUGUAGUGAUGGAAAAGUUCUGAAUUGAGACAUACAGCUUAUGUAUAAACACAAGAACAUCUUUAAGUUUUUGACACUUUAAAAUAAAGUAAUUUAAGGAAAUUACAAUGCUGUAAUUGGAUUUUAAAUACAUUUUUGGAAACUUCAGUUGUAAUUUAACAUCAUAUCUAAGUUUUUCAUGUAUUGAGUUUAAGUGCCCAUCUGUCUUAUAACUUUACUGCAAAUAAAAAUGUGCUUUUGGAUUAUUA